Messenger RNA from Diospyros lotus (date-plum), 1898 nucleotides. Its product is annotated as protein DETOXIFICATION 27-like. NCBI's taxonomy places the organism in Eukaryota, Viridiplantae, Streptophyta, Magnoliopsida, Ericales, Ebenaceae. The record is from RefSeq and is a predicted model, not a curated record. Gene Ontology annotation, molecular function: antiporter activity; xenobiotic transmembrane transporter activity. The transcript has 8 exons. Bases 147 to 1631 code for a protein of 494 amino acids. Gene Ontology annotation, cellular component: membrane. Gene Ontology annotation, biological process: xenobiotic detoxification by transmembrane export across the plasma membrane.
AUUUUCUGCAUAUGAUGGCGGUGCGCUUGCAGUACUCAUAUCGGCUCUCUCUCUCUUUCUCUCACACUCUGUGUCUCGAUCUCUGAGCCCGAAGAAAUUCAGAGAUAUAUCAGACAUAGGUUGCAAUAUCCUGUCAAGUGUCAAAGAUGAAGAGCGAGGGCGCCAUGGAUGAACGCAAAGCGCCCUUGUUAGAGUAUUCAUCACCCGCCGUCGGAUCCAAACAUCAAGAAGACGAAGAUGUCGAUCUUACGCGGAGAGUCUUGGUUGAAUCCAAGAAGCUAUGGCACAUAGUUGGCCCAGCGAUCUUCAGCCGCAUCGCUUCCUACUCCAUGCUUGUCAUCACCCAGGCCUUCGCCGGCCACCUCGGCGACCACGAGUUCGCCGCCAUCUCAAUCGCCAGCAAUGUCGUCGUCGGCUUCAACUUCGGCCUCUUGUUGGGGAUGGCGAGCGCUUUAGAGACGCUAUGCGGGCAAGCUUAUGGAGCCAAGAAAUACCACAUGCUGGGGAUAUAUAUGCAGCGUUCUUGGAUAGUUCUCUUCAUUUGUGGAGUCUUGCUUUUGCCGGUAUACAUAUUUGCCUCUCCGAUACUGAAGCUUCUGGGGCAGACGCCGACGGUGGCCGAACUCUCCGGCUCAGCGGCCAUAUGGAUGAUUCCGCUGCACUUCAGCUUCGUUUUCCAGUUCCCGCUGCAGCGGUUCCUGCAGAGCCAGCUGAAGACCGGCGUGAUCGCCUGGGUGUCGCUGGCGGCUCUGCUGGUCCACGUGUUCGUCAGCUGGCUGUUCGUUUACCGCCUCAAGCUUGAAGUCGUCGGCGUGGCCGUGACUUUGAACUUCUCGUGGUGGGUUCUGGUGAUCGGGUUAAUGGGUUACGCCGUGUUUGGAGGGUGCCCUCUCACCUGGUCCGGCUUCUCCAUUGAAGCCUUUUCUGGUCUUGGGCAGUUUGUCAAACUCUCUGCAGCUUCUGGCGUCAUGCUCUGUUUGGAGAAUUGGUACUACAAGAUACUGAUAUUGAUGACCGGAAACCUGAAGAAUGCAGAAAUAGCGGUGGAUGCUCUAUCCAUAUGCAUGAACAUUAACGGGUGGGAAUUGAUGAUUCCUCUGGCUUUCUUUGCAGCUACUGGGGUUAGGGUUGCUAAUGAGCUAGGAGCAGGCAAUGGUAAAGGUGCCAAAUUCGCAACGAUAGUGUCGGUGACAACAUCGGUAUCAAUCGGGCUCUUCUUCUGGUCGAUAAUUCUGAUCUUCCACAAUGAAAUUGCCCUAAUAUUCACCUCUAGCAAACCUGUCCUCAAAGAAGUAAGCAAGCUCGCAAUGCUCUUAGCCUUCACUGUCCUCCUCAACAGUGUCCAACCAGUUCUCUCAGGGGUUGCUGUUGGAUCCGGGUGGCAAUCCGUUGUUGCAUACAUCAACUUGGGAUGUUACUAUCUGAUUGGGGUACCCCUCGGACUUGUGAUGGGAUGGGUCUUCAACUAUGGAGUUAUGGGUAUAUGGGCUGGAAUGAUUUUUGGAGGGACUGCAGUUCAGACCUUGAUAUUGACAAUAAUUACCAUUCGAUGCGACUGGGACAAAGAGGCAGAGACAGCAAGAUUGCGCUUGAAGAAGUGGGGAGAUAGAAUUGAUGAGACCGAUGCAUGAUAUGUACAAAUUUGAUUAUGGGGAAUGUGGAACAUGAUUAAACUUGUGAGACUAUUGAUGCAAAGUUAGCCCUACCCAAUUCAAAUGAUGUCAUGAUUUAUGAAUUAGACUAGAUUGGGCAAGUUGAAUCGAGUUAAUUGACAAUUAGUCAAUAAAUUGAUCAGUUUUUUUUAACUUGUUAUAAUACGUUUAGAUAUUCAGUCGACUAUUCAUUGUCUUUUAGAGAUAAGAAUUGAUGGGAUCUAUCAUCUCUCCAUUGAAAAUAAA